Messenger RNA from Ceratosolen solmsi marchali, 1862 nucleotides. RefSeq lists its product as uncharacterized. The coding region runs from base 52 to 1599 and encodes 515 amino acids. The transcript has 10 exons. NCBI's taxonomy places the organism in Eukaryota, Metazoa, Arthropoda, Insecta, Hymenoptera, Agaonidae. The record is from RefSeq and is a predicted model, not a curated record.
UCCAUCAUAAGGAUUAUCUUACUUAAAAUACUGUGAAAAUAUCAAUACAACAUGUCAUUUUUCGCUUGUUGUUUUCGAAGGCGAAACAGACACACGACGGAUGACGAUCAGCACGCGCUGCACGAACCCCCGGAGAUUUCGUGGGAGAACAGCCUGGGCUCGCCAAACGGUGUCCCAUUCGACGAGGCGACGAAGGAGCUGCUGCACGAGUGUCUCGAGGCGAAGCAGCCCUUCCCGACUACGCUCACCGAGAUCAUCAAGCGCAGCGAGGGCUUCCCUGUGCCCUUCCCCGUCAACGCCGUGCGCUCCUGCGCCUUCAGGGACCGUGGCCUUGGCAUGGACGCGCUCGAGUUCAACGCUAACUCGGCCUAUCCCCUCAUUCACGAGGCGACACUGCCCCUGAUCGCAGGCUGGCUGAAAUACAAGCGCCAGUACGGGAGCGCGAUCGAGAGAUCGCUCUACCGGGACAUGGGCCUGGUGCAGCUCAUUCAGCGACUACUCGAGAAGAGGGCCUUGCAGUUCUACGGCUCGGACGAUCGCUACUGCCUCGUCGACGGCAGCUCGGGCAACGGGGGCUGGGAGGACGUGGGCACCGAGAUGGAGAAGGAGCCGUUGAUCCUGGCGUCGUGUCUCUCGUACGACGAAAUGAAGCUAUCGGCUACGAUAAUCGUUUCCUCGCACACUGAAUUCAUCAAUGACGGCUCCCGGGAGAACAGAGGCGUCGUCUGCGACGAUCUCGACUACAUACAGCCUCGUGGCGUUGAAAUGAGCGUGGUGGGAAGUAGGUUAGAGAGACCUCGUGUUAUGGAAUAUCAGGAUAUACUUGUUACGCAUCUGCAGAAUAAUAUGGACAAUGGCUACGGCCCUCCAGUCGAAGGCACGACCGAAGAGAAACGCGGUCUACGGUGCGUAUGGGCAAGAUUCUACGGAGACGACUAUCUUCUGAUAUACGACGAGGCAAUGCGGCGAGUAAAAUUGAGAGAUAAGAGAUACGUACCAUUGACGGGUCAAAUAAUAUUUGACGCCGAAAAUUAUAUGAAGAGAACAUUAAUGUCCGUUGAAAUGAUUCUGCUCGAAGCUAACACUCGAGCCGAAAAGCACAAUACAACGGCAUAUUUGCAUGUUGUAGGCUUCGGACUAGGAGUAUGGAAGAUAAUUCACGACCAAGAGGUCUAUUUUUUGAAGACUUUCGAAAUCGCAUUGCGCAAGAUGAACAAGAAAUUGAGAUACGUGUCGGACAUUAUGUUUUCGUAUUUCCGCCAGCAGAAGUGCGGCGGAGCCGGCAAUGGGGAUUAUCUCGGUGAUAUCAGAAUCCAUUUCGCUUUGCGGGAGCCUCAAACGAAACUGUUUCGCUCCAGUGACGCCAAUAAAUUGUUAAUUGUUACCUAUGCCGCUGAUGGAAAUUCUUAUCCAGGAAAUGAAUUCUGGGGCAAUUAUCUGACAGCAAGCGGCGAGCCCGCGGCAGCUUGCAGCACGCAAAUAUCGGAGCUGCACAAUCCUCGUAUCAACCCACGUGCAUGCGGCGCCAAUUUGCACGUAGCCUCCCUCGAGCACGGCAUCGUACACAUCGGAGACUACGCGAAACUUCAUCUUACGUAGGGCCAGGUCAGCCCUCCGGGUACGGACCAGCAGUCGAGGCGACCCUCGAGGUCGCCGCGUAACCAACGGAGUCGCAGCGCCGACGUCGACUGCCUGAAAAAGUACAUGGAGCGGAGGGUCGAGAUGCGCCGCCACACGGAGGCUGGCGAGACCUCCCACUGGAUACCCUUGACGACCAAGAGCCCCGUGCGACCCUACGUACCGACCAAGGAUAACUCCUCGUCCUGUACCAACGGACCAGCCGGUGCUAAGGGCAGCCUCGC